This is a messenger RNA of Rhizoctonia solani, 3801 nucleotides long. RefSeq lists its product as uncharacterized. The transcript has 10 exons. NCBI's taxonomy places the organism in Eukaryota, Fungi, Basidiomycota, Agaricomycetes, Cantharellales, Ceratobasidiaceae. The record is from RefSeq and is a predicted model, not a curated record. The coding region runs from base 1 to 3801 and encodes 1266 amino acids.
AUGCCCUCGAGUCAUAACGAUCCUCCAUCUGUGUCUACUGGUCAACUAGCUAUGGACGACGCCGAUGAUUCUUCGAUCAAAGGACUCAAGCUCAACCCUGCUGAGCGGGCCUGGGUAAUCAACAACUUCUACCAGGAGUUUCUUACCAAUAAGGCGAAUCGAGGGGCACGGAACCAACCCAACGGCAAGAAGUUUGCACACAGCACAGUCACAGACGCAUACAUCAAGCAUCAUUGGGGUUCUUGGAGCGAUCAGAAGAAGGAGAGAUACAAGCCGAAGCUACGAGAAGAUGGGGCCGCGCAAAAGGCCGACGAGGCAUCCAAAGCUCCAAAAAGACCGAAGAAGAUUAGCCCUGAAAACGAGUGGUCGCGGAACAACCCACAAGAAGUCCAACGCGAGAUGAACAAGUAUCUGGAAAACACGCCGGGCUCGUCGUGGAACGUUGGCUCCGUCCGCCAUGUGACUUGUCGCACCUUUGAGGGCUUGCCGAGCGACCAAAGACAAUACUGGCAGGAACAAGCAGAGGCAGAACGACAACGGCAAAACGCUUCAUUGCCCUAUCAAGGCGAGACCCUAGCUCAUUACGUGUCUGAUUGGAUGAAGCUACUGAACCGCCUGGCUCUGGAUGGUGAGCGAUGCGGUAACCUAUCGCUUGCGGCCUUCGUAGGUUGGCAAAGCAUUGAUAGCAACGGUGUAGCCGUUCAAAAUGUUGAUAUCUAUACGUCCGAGAGUAUCGCCGCGUUCAAGGAUUCGCCAGAGCAGAUUGAAGCUCACGCCAAGUUCACACAUUGGCUCGAAGGAUAUAAUGGUGUUGCUAUCAGCGGGAGCGACCCGGCUCCCACAGCCAUUCCGAAUCCAAAAUUUCACAACCGUCCAGAAAUGCCACCACUAGAGGGCAAGCCAAAGCUUUCUCUCGUUCGCCAGCAAAACCGUGAUUUUAUCAAUGCGGAAUGGUCAUUUUAUGGCGGAGUUGGCCCAACUCCUUGGACACUAUUAGGGGAAGUUCAUCGCCAGGGACAACUGCACACCUGGGUUCACGGUUGGCCGGAAGAUCUUGAUUUUUCCGAGCCGUCAAACCAGAACAUUGCCGACUCUAUCCGACUUAACGAGCACUUACGGGGACGCCAAAAUGGACUAGCCAGCGACAAACAGUUCCGAUUCAAACGGGUAUUCGGUAGUAGUAACUCCCCUCCUGCUCAUUGUGUAGCUACUCGGAUAUCGAAGGUUCAGCAUCGAGGCAACACCGUUCAUCAGCUGGAUUACGAUGGCCCGGUGGACAAGCCGCAAUGCGAACGUGCGGUCGCAUAUCCCCCACGAUGCUGGGCUUAUUUUUAUCAUCAUUUUCAGCAGAAGAACUUGAACCAUUGGCUUGGUCUAGCGAGCGUCAGCAAUAUGCCAGUCAUAGUGUUGAUCCCCGAGGACGUGCUCACGUUUAUUCGCGGUUUCCUUGGCCCCGUCGACUCUGUAUUAUCCGCCAAAAUAAUCAAGACGCUCGAAAUGGUCAACCUAAUUGAAGAGCAUGGGCCACACACAACUCCUCAAGGCAUAUGGGGCUUGGCUGAUGGGAAUAAUCCCCUCCCAGCACUCAUGCCGGCGAGAAAGCUUUCGACCCCUUCGGCUCUGUCAUCGCGAAUAAUUAACGAGUUCUGGGUGCCCGAUUCAUAUGGGAUGAGUUCGUAUGCAGCACAAAGUAAAGGGCUUGGGCGACAUUCAACUCUCGAGUAUUUCUUCUUAUCGAUCGAUCGUUUGAAAGAUAGCUCUUUCAUCCACUCGACUAGUCAGACCGUGCAAGGUGGCAUUGGUGGCGUUGUCAAUAUCAUAAUUCCUCUGGUUCAGCUACUAUUGAACGCGGCUGUUUCGGCUCUAAGCCUCAAGAAUCUCCCGUCUCCCCCGCCCUCGUCACUGGAUUUGGAUGGUCUCGGUCAUGGCGAAUUUUACAAAAUUUGCAAGUACCUCGACGCUUGGUCUGAGGUAUGCGAGCGAUCUGUUUCUAUCCUAUCGAGCUCCUCACAUGAGCGCAUACAUUCGGGCGACGGCAUCGCGGGAUCGGUCGAAGCUUCGGAUAAGGACUUGACUAGUACCAACUCUGGUGACAACGACAAAUUGCCUCGAGUAGAUGCCACCCAGCCAAGAAAGGCUACCGGCAAAGGUACAGCCCUGGCCUCCCAACGCGCACCUGAGGAGAUCGCACCCGUGUCAUCUACUGAGUUGGAUGGAGGAUCCAACUCAGGAGAGAGAAACCCAGAUGACGAGGCUGUGCCUAUUGUUCUUGACAACGCGCUUUUUGAGCCCACUCCCCAGCGUCAAUCCACCACAGAUUUCAACCAACGGAAACACAUAUUUGGACUCUUUGCUGCUCAACCUGAUGUGCCAGCCAUUACGGCCGAUCCUGAGGAUAUCGCAAAGGAGGCUGAGACAUGCCUGACUGAGGCCCAGGCUGCGGUGUCGAGGUGGCAGGUGCUGGAUACCUUAUACAACAUUCCCUACCCGCUGGCCGCUAUGCGCUAUGCCCAGACACUUUCUCAGCGUGCCGAAGAGUCGAUCCAACCACUAGUAACCAUUAUAUUACUCCAUCGGUUCAAUUUUAACAGAUGUCGAGAUUUAUGGCCUCGGGUCAAAUCGUACCACCAGGGCGUGCUUCUUUCUCUGCGUAAAUUGGCACAUAUUUUGAAGGCGCUAGAAGGUCUUUUACGGGACGAUGCUCAGUCGCAAGUAGCCCUCAAGAAGUUUGGCGAAAUCCUGGCUGAAGUCAAAGCACGGUCAUUGGUGUGCUGCGCAAUUGUCGAGCCGCUCAAGCAGUUGGAGCUUGUUUCCACUUAUCACGCAAAUCGCCUGAAGGACCUCUGGGAUGCCGACGUAUUUAGCCUUGACCCAAGUGAGAUCGGUGAGCUGGUGCAUGGGUUAGAUGCUUGGCGAGAUCAGGCCGAGGGGACGCUUCGUGAACUUAGCCAUUCUGUGAUCAGAAAAUGGCAACUGUUAGGGUUGCACGACUAUGCUGAAAUUCCGAAAGAGGUGAACUUUCGAUUUGGAAGUCCAGGAGGUGUGCUUUUCACCGCUGAAUCAAGAAAAAUUCUACAGCAGCAUCAAUUGACUCUCGCCUUGGCUCCGAAUCCCGGCCCGGGUGCCAACACCGGCUUGCCUAGGCCAAUCACACCCGACCCCUGGGACACCUCUGUCCCAGAAAUGCCUCCCAUUCUGCCACCAUCUUCCUUGAGUCAAAGCGCUAGAUCUCCCACCCCUGGACUGUUCACAAAUGUCUCGCUUACGGUUGGCCCUCCCUCGACCAAUUCUCAAAUGUGCUCACCUCAAGCAGACGCCAGUCAGGAGCUUGCAUCGUCCAAACAUCAAGACAUAACCGCUGAAAUUGUUGACAAAGAACCAUCUGCUUCUCAAGCAACGGUGGGGGAACCGGUUUUGAUUUUGGGCAACGUGGAUGCGGUGGAUAGUAGGCCAGAGGUGAUGGUGGUGUCCGUGAAUUGUGAGGAAGAACGGUGGGAGGAAGCGCCUGCGUCUGACAAACAGAAUGAGCCCCGUCGGUCAACCCGCGGAAGGGUCACUCUGGCUGGAGGCAAGAUGCUCCGGCUUGCAACUGCAGCCUUGGGUGCAAUGCAUGAUGCCCCAACAAAAGUCUUGCGGCGGUCACAACGAGGGGAGGCUGGACUAUGUGGAGGUGAAGGGGAAAACAAGGCCAAAACAAUGGUAAAAACAAGGGCAAAGCGGAAGUCUGAAGCAGCGGUGGCAAGAGAAACAGAGGGUGUUGGUAGGAAAAAGGCUGCAAAGCGUCAGAAGGUAAACAAGUGA